Colossoma macropomum (tambaqui) is the source of this 966-nucleotide messenger RNA. RefSeq names its product odorant receptor 131-2-like. The coding region runs from base 1 to 966 and encodes 321 amino acids. Gene Ontology annotation, biological process: G protein-coupled receptor signaling pathway. The transcript has a single exon. The record is from RefSeq and is a predicted model, not a curated record. Gene Ontology annotation, molecular function: G protein-coupled receptor activity. Lineage: Eukaryota; Metazoa; Chordata; Actinopteri; Characiformes; Serrasalmidae. Gene Ontology annotation, cellular component: membrane.
AUGGCAGGCACUAAUAUAAGCACUGCAGAUGCUUUUAUAGAUCAGUAUGUCAUCAAAGCAGAACUGGAUGCAGGGAAUAUUGCAAAGUUGAUGGUAGUAAUACUGAUCACUCUGUUAUCUGUAUAUGUAAACUGUGUCAUGCUCCAUGUUCUUAGGAGCAAGCGUAUUUUUAAAGAAUCUCCACGCUACAUUCUGUUUGCCCACAUGCUUUUCAAUGACUCUGUUCAACUCAUUCUCACCUCUGUAAUAUGUAUAUUUGCCCUGGUCUUCUUUAAGAUCACUAAAGCCGUCUGUUCGCUCCUCAUCUUUCUGUCUGUUGCAACAUUUCGCAACGCACCUUUUAACCUGGCUGUGAUGUCAAUGGAGCGUUAUGUGGCCGUAUGUUUUCCUCUAAGACACGCUGAAAUAGCCACUCAGAAAAGGACUUACAUUGUUAUUUGCUUUAUUUGGUUUUUUGGCUCUGUGAACAUUUUGACUGACAUUUUUUUUGCAGCAGUGAUGGAUCCUAACUUCUUCUACAUGCAGAUUUAUUGUGCUCGUGAGCAGAUCUUCAUAAAACCAUGGCAGCUUGAUGUGUACAAUGGCUUUAACGUGUUUCACUUUGUAUUAGUAACAGUCAUCAUCAUCUUCACAUACAUCAGCAUUAUGAUCGUAGCCAGGUCUGUAUCCUCCAAUAAAGACUCUGCUAAGAAAGCCCACAGGACUGUGCUGCUGCACCUCAUUCAGUUGGGCCUGUGUCUCACCUCUUUCCUGUAUGGCACACUAGAGCGCACACUUAUAAUGACAAGUAGUAGCAACUUUAUCAUUCUUCACCUGCGCUAUCUGAACUACAUAUUUGUCCUGAUUUUGCCCCGCUGCCUGAGCCCAAUCAUCUAUGGGCUGAGAGAUGAGGCUGUGCGACCCUUGUUCACAUACUACUUUUUCCACCACUCAAGAAAGUUCCACACCACUGUGAACAUAAAGUGA